This is a messenger RNA of Ilyonectria robusta, 3264 nucleotides long. RefSeq lists its product as uncharacterized. Gene Ontology annotation, molecular function: ATP hydrolysis activity; ATP binding; P-type calcium transporter activity. Gene Ontology annotation, cellular component: plasma membrane. Gene Ontology annotation, biological process: intracellular calcium ion homeostasis; calcium ion transmembrane transport. Bases 1 to 3264 code for a protein of 1087 amino acids. Lineage: Eukaryota; Fungi; Ascomycota; Sordariomycetes; Hypocreales; Nectriaceae. The transcript is spliced from 4 exons. The record is from RefSeq and is a predicted model, not a curated record.
AUGGCCCAAGUGGAGGCAUCGGAGACUCACGUCUCUGGCCAGAGCAAUGCCCCCAUGAGUCAGCCUGCUCACGCUCUCUCCUUUAACCAGGUAGCAGAGGAGCUUAAGGCUGAUAUCAUGAAUGGUUUGAAUGAGACCGAGGCCAGCCAGCGGUUGGAAACGUUUGGAAAUAACGAUCUCGGUGAUGCCGAAGGCAUCCAACCCCUCAAGAUCAUCCUGGCCCAGGUGGCCAACGCCAUGACAUUAGUCUUGAUCCUUGCCAUGGCCGUCUCUUUUGGUAUUAAAUCUUGGAUCGAAGGCGGUGUUGUCGCCUUCGUCAUUAUGCUCAACGUCGUCGUCGGAUUCUUCCAGGAGUACUCGGCUGAGAAGACCAUGGACUCCCUCCGAUCUCUCUCAUCCCCCACUGCAACCGUUAUUCGUGGUGGAGACUCCAUGGUUGUUCCCUCUGUCCACAUUGUGCCCGGCGACCUUGUGGAAAUCAAGGUCGGUGACACAAUCCCGGCCGAUAUCCGACUCAUCGAGGCUAUCAACUUCGAAACGGACGAGGCGAUGUUGACCGGCGAGUCCCUGCCAGUCAGGAAGAAUGAGGAUGCAGUCUUCGAGGAUAAUACCGGCCCUGGUGAUCGUCUCAACGUGGCCUACAGCUCUUCCACUGUUACCAAGGGCCGUGCCAAGGGUAUCGUUUUUGCUACUGGCGUUUGCACCGAGAUUGGUGCCAUUGCCAAUGCCCUUCGAAAGAAGGAUAGCAAGGUCCGCCCCGUCAAACGUAAGACUGAUGGGUCGGCCAAACCGCACCGAUAUCUCGAGGCUUACACGUUGACUCUCACGGAUGCCAUUGGUCGCUUCUUGGGUGUCAAUGUAGGCACUCCUCUACAGAAGAAGCUUUCCAGGCUGGCUAUUCUCCUAUUUGGUGUUGCCGUCAUCUGUGCCAUCAUUGUGCUCGCUGCCAAUGAAUUCGACGGUCACCAACAGGUCGUCAUCUACGCCGUUGCCACGGGUCUUUCUAUGAUCCCAGCUAGUCUGGUCGUCGUCCUGACCAUCACUAUGGCUGCCGGCACGAAGCGAAUGGUGGAACGCAACGUCAUUGUUCGAAACCUCAAGUCUCUCGAGGCUCUUGGUGCGGUCACGGAUAUCUGCUCUGACAAGACCGGUACCCUCACCCAGGGCAAGAUGGUGGCUCGCGGCGCUUGGAUGCCCGGCAAGGGAACUUACACGAUUGAAAAUUCGUCUUCUCCCUUCGAUCCCACUGUUGGUGAUAUUCGAUACGACCCUCGCCAGCCGCACCAUAUCCCUUUCAAGCAGGGUGGCGAUGCCUGUGGUGUUAUUGAUACAGCUGCCAACCUGCUUUCACAGAGUGCCAGUGGCCUCACCAGCUUCCUCCAGGUCGCUUCACUAGCCAAUCUUGCGACUGUCGUCCAGAAGGAUGGCGAGUGGCACGCUCGUGGUGACCCCACUGAGAUUGCUAUCCAAGUCCUUGCUUCUCGAUUCGACUGGAACCGCCUCAAACUCACCAGCCAUGAUGAGCACAACCAGUACAGCGAGGUCGCCGAACUGCCUUUUGAUUCUGACGUCAAGCGCAUGUCUGUCAUCAUGAGGGACAAUCGCUCGGGCAAGCUCUUUGCCUUCACCAAAGGCGCUGUUGAACGUGUUAUCGGAGCUUGCUCGACCUACUGCCCUACUGAUUCGGAUGAUCAAAUCCCUAUUACGGACGACUUCCGUGAGGAGAUCCUCCGCAACAUGGAGGCCUUCGCUGGUAUGGGCUUGCGUGUCUUGGCCCUGGCAUCGAAGACCUACCACGUCGAUCUGAAGAAGGGUGACGAGGUCGACCGUACCACGGUUGAGUGCGACCUUGUCUUCCGUGGUCUCGUUGGCCUUUACGAUCCUCCUCGUCCUGAGUCUGCCCCGGCCGUCCGGGAGUGCCACGAGGCCGGCAUUUCCGUUCAUAUGCUUACUGGAGAUCAUCCCGAAACCGCCAAGGCCAUUGCUAUUGAGGUCGGGAUCCUACCCACUCGAAUGGAUCUUGUGGCCCAUGAUAUCGCGGCCUCAAUGGUCAUGACUGCUACCCAGUUCGAUGGCCUCUCGGAUGAUCAAGUCGAUCAAUUGCCGUUCCUCCCACUUGUAAUUGCUCGGUGUGCUCCCAACACCAAGGUCCGAAUGAUCGAGGCUUUACACCGCCGGAAGAAGUUCUGUGCCAUGACUGGUGAUGGUGUCAACGAUUCACCCUCGCUUCGCCGUGCUGACGUCGGAAUCGCUAUGGGCCAGGCUGGUUCUGACGUCGCAAAGGACGCAUCCGACAUUGUUCUGGCCGACGAUAACUUUGCCUCAAUUGUUGCGGCAAUCGAGGAGGGUCGCCGGAUUUUUGAUAACAUCCAAAAGUUCAUUCUUCACGUCCUGGCCACCAAUGUCGCACAGGCCUGUGUUCUCCUUGUCGGUCUAGCAUUCAAGGACCGAACAGGUCUCUCAGUUUUCCCUCUGGCUCCCGUGCAGAUCGUUUGGAUUAUCAUGGCCACCUCUGGUAUGCCUGAUAUGGGUCUCGGUUUUGAGCGUGCCGUGCCCGACAUUCUUCGCAGGCCGCCGCAGCCUCUCGAAACCGGCGUGUUCACUCUGGAGCUCAUCUGCGACAUGAUCGUCUACGGCCUUUGGAUCGCGGCGCUUUGCCUUGGUUCCUUUGUGUUGCGCCUGUAUGCCUGGGGCGACGGUAAUCUCGGGGAGGGCUGCAACGAGCGAUACAGUGAGGCCUGCGAUACCGUGUUCCGAUCGCGUGCCACUACCUUUGCCUGCCUCACCUGGUUCUCACUGUUCCUGGCUUGGGAGAUGAUUGACAAGCGACGGUCCUUCUUCCGCAUGCAACCAGGCUCCAAGCUGUACUUCACUCAGUGGAUACACGACAUUUGGCGCAACCAGUUCCUCUUCUGGGCUAUCAUGUUCGGCUUUGUGACGCUGUUCCCUCUAAUCUACAUCCCAGUUAUCAGCACCGUCGUCUUCAAGCACAAGGGAAUCAGCUGGGAAUGGGGCAUUGUCUUUGUCUGCGCCGGCUUGUUCUUCGGUGGUGUUGAGCUUUGGAAGUGGGCCAAACGCGUUUUCUUCCGUAUCCAAGCCCGUCGGGCCAACGGAGUGAGCUGGAGAGAUCUAGAUAUCGAACAGCGGACGUUCGGAGAAUAUCUCAGCUCGCCUGGGUCGAGCGAUGUCAGUGUUCGUCACGGCCUCGAGAAGGUCCCCGUGCCUCCGCCGGCUGCCACGGCACAGAAGAAGUCUAGUCCUUGA